This is a messenger RNA of Fonsecaea multimorphosa CBS 102226, 861 nucleotides long. RefSeq lists its product as uncharacterized. The transcript has a single exon. The record is from RefSeq and is a predicted model, not a curated record. NCBI's taxonomy places the organism in Eukaryota, Fungi, Ascomycota, Eurotiomycetes, Chaetothyriales, Herpotrichiellaceae. Bases 1 to 861 code for a protein of 286 amino acids.
AUGCCUCAUAAAUCAGUUAGAAGAACUCUAGGUUUUACCCCACACGACCUUUACAGGGAAUACUGGCACCCCGAUCGCGACAACAUUUUCCGCGAGAAAUGCAAAGUCCUCUGCAGGGAGCAGAAAAUUCUGAUAUGUGAGCUUCUGGACAGCGCCCCGUCCUCGUCCGCUCGAAACGCAUCUACCUCGUCAUCCACCUCUCCUCCCAAAUGGCUCUCUUUCUCCACCAUACGGCGCUUGUUCAAGGAGAGGACACGUACCUGCAGUGUCCAGACCGCAUCCUCUAAAGGACACCAACAACCUAACGAGGACCAACGGUACAAGAUUAUCGGCAAAAUCCACCCGGAUGACAAGUCUACUGGCGUCUUCAAAGGCGUGCCCGCAGCUCUAAUGGCUCUCGAGUCUCCAGCUCAAUGUCCCCCCGGACUAAUCCUUGACGUGCGAAACUAUCUCGCAGAGCGUCCGCACGGGAAAGAAUGGAGGAUCAGGGGAGCCUUGCCAAAGUCUGGACAAGCGCCUUCAAUCACCACCAGAACUGACAGAGGUCAGCCAUUGCAUUCUCGAGAGGCCGCAACCGCCAAGGACUCAUUGCCUCAGAUUGCCGACUCAUCUGAUGCCCGUGAUCAGCGCCGCUUCGUUCUCCUUGAGCACCGCGUCAGAUGUAAUUGCGAGGAAUCGUUUCACCCUCGUCACCGUCUUCGGAUCUUUUACAAGCCAGGGUAUACGCCUGACCCACAAAAGAUUGCCGAGGCGAAAAAGAGGGCUGAGAGGAAUCGCGAUGUCGAUUGGGUGGUGACUUCUGCUGCCACAAACGCCGCCGUUUGCAGUGCAGCAGUUGCCGUGUGUGCAGCAGGUUGUUGA